This is a messenger RNA of Chelonia mydas (Green sea turtle), 1919 nucleotides long. RefSeq names its product kelch-like protein 20. Gene Ontology annotation, molecular function: protein binding. NCBI's taxonomy places the organism in Eukaryota, Metazoa, Chordata, Testudines, Cheloniidae. The transcript is spliced from 6 exons. The coding region runs from base 33 to 917 and encodes 294 amino acids. The record is from RefSeq and is a predicted model, not a curated record.
AUGAAUUUUGUGGCUUGCUGUCAGUUGAGUGUAUGAACCCCUUACUAGGCAGGAGCCCCCCGCAACAUCCCCCGAUCACAGGGUUAAGUAACAAUUAUGGGCUAAAGGGGCCCUUGCUGAGCAUGCUCAGACUGGAGGAGAGAUUUAAAAGCCAGCCAGGCAGCUCAGUCUGGAGCUGGCAAGCCAGGGAGCAGGAUGUGCCCUGGGAGCUCUCAUGGAAGACUGGAGCGGAGCCAGUAUGGAGCCGGUAUGACCCCAUGACACAGGAAUGGAGAUGUGGCGUGGCCCGCCUGAGCGAAGGCAAACGAGACAUGGGCGUAGCAGAGCUGGGCGGCUAUCUGUACUGUGUAGGAGGCCGUGAUGGGAUGGUACACCUCAGCACUGUGGAAAAGUAUGAUCCUCGUGGGAACAGGUGGUGCAAGAUGGCACCCAUGACCUGCCACCGUACGGGCUUAGGGGUGGCAGUGCUAGACGGCUACCUCUAUGCUAUCGGGGGCUCGGAUGGCCAGUCUCCACUGUAUUCAGCGGAACGUUACAAUCCGGAGGAGGAUGCAUGGUCUUCUUGCCCUCCCUUGGGCACCUACAGAGAGAAUUUUGGCUGUGCUGUGCUUCAAGGGAAAAUCUACGCUGUCGGUGGCCACAAUGACUUCACGGAGCUCUGCAGUGCUGAGUGGUUUGAUCCAGUCACCAAUGAAUGGUCACCGAUGAUGCCCAUGAAAUCAAAGAGGAAUAAGGUGAAAGCUGCUGCAGCCAAUGGAUACCUACUGGCCACCAGGGGUGGGGGGGUGUUUGAUGGUGUCACUCGCGUGACCCCCGUGGAAGCAUUUGACCUGGAUGCCAACAAGUGGAGACCCUUUGGAAAUACCAAGACCAGUCAUCCUGGUGGAGGUGUGGCUGUGCUGAAAAUGACCAUCUAGGAGCUGAGAACUUUCCAACCAUCCUGUACUGCACUGAACACUAAUGAUGAAGUAUGGUUUUGUGGGGUGGUAGUGUAAGCUGGAGAGGAGGAAAGAGCAGCAGCAGCAGAGUGGAUAAGAUGGGAUGGUGCCUUCAAUGAGUUACUUAAUCCUUUUUUGCUUAGGGGAAUUCCAUAAGGCAUGGGGACUGUAAAUGGAGGCUCAAGAUGACCCUGUGCUCUAAAGAGUCCAUGCUUUGAUCAUCAUGCGAGGAUGACCACAGUUUCUUUUGCAAUGUAUCUCCUCAUGUAUGGAGUGUAGCUGUUUGGCUGGAAGAAGAGCCAUGUGGUUAAAGCUCUGGACUUGGUCCUCAAGUUCUGGGCUUGGUUCCCAGCUCUGCCACAAAUUUGUGUGAUCUCGGUCAAGUUACUUCAUUUCUCUUCAGCAUCUGGUAUGUUGAACCCCUGAUCUUGGCAUGGGCCUCUUGGUGCUGCUGUGAUACAGCUAAUAAAUAAUACCGACUGGAGCUCUUCAAGAGCCGCCCCCGCCCACUCUCCUGUUUAAUUUUUAGCAAGGAAAAAUGCCCCCUCAUGCUUUUUAUACAAACAACUAUAUAACAUGCUUGGCUUUAUUAUGGUACAAUGCUAUUCUGAUUCAGCGGAGAGCCAGAUUUUUUUAAAAGCAGGGAGAUGUUUCAGGAACAAAAAACCUAAUGUAUCACUACCACUGUUUGCUAAUAUCUAUCCAUCUCUCUAUACGGGUCCCUGCCGGGUGGGGGCUGCUGGAUAAUGUGUAGCGGGGGGAAGCUAACCUUGCGGUAUUGGCAUAGCAUGGAACUGGUGCUGGGACAGCAGUAGAGGUUAUUUUCCCUGCAGAAAAUCUCUACCUGCUUCACAGUCACUUUCGCGAACGUGAUUAACCUGACUGAAUGCCCCGGGCUGCUGUCCAGGCAUCGAGUAUGACUUUGAGGAAACAAAUCUUCCUCUCUCAGGAGAAAUAUGAGCGUCCUGUCCCCCAUUCUCC